AUGGCGAGUUCGGAAUCAAACAAGCCAAAGCUGCCCACAUGGCUCCAGCUACAGAUUGCGGCCAACUCCAUCUUCCGGAGGUCGCGCACGGCCAACGAGAUUGCGGCCAUGAGGUUUGUACGCAAUAACACCACCAUCCCCGUGCCCCGGCUUGUGGAUGUAGACCUGGACAAGAUGCUCCACACGCUGAGCGACGAGAACAUUGCGACCAUCGCGGAGGAACUAGCCGGCUACGUCACGCAGCUACAGCAGUUGGACACGGACAAGGACGUGGCCUCGGACGGCAAGAUCACGGGCAUCAUCGACUGGCAGUUUGCCGGCUGGUACCCCCAGUACUGGGAAUACGUCAAGCUCCAGACAACCUUGCACACGUCAAACUCACCCAGCACGGUCAAGUGGCUGCGGGCCGUCAACAAGGCGUUCCAGAAGUACGAGCUCGAGGCCGAAGCUUCAAAGAGAAUUUUUGAAAGGGGGGGGAUCAGUCCCGACGGUGAACGUGAUAGCCGUGCGAAGAUGCUCAGUAGACUGAAAUAG
Lasiosphaeria miniovina is the source of this 534-nucleotide messenger RNA. RefSeq lists its product as uncharacterized. NCBI's taxonomy places the organism in Eukaryota, Fungi, Ascomycota, Sordariomycetes, Sordariales, Lasiosphaeriaceae. The coding region runs from base 1 to 534 and encodes 177 amino acids. The record is from RefSeq and is a predicted model, not a curated record. The transcript is spliced from 3 exons.